Molecule: messenger RNA, 3037 nt
Organism: Symbiodinium sp. CCMP2456
Lineage: Eukaryota; Dinophyceae; Suessiales; Symbiodiniaceae
Source: the annotation of a GenBank genome assembly
AUGUGCCAACUGUUGGACGAGCAAGGGGAGAUGGAGGUGAAGUGGGGCAGCGAAAACAUGGUGAUGACUGUGGACACCACCCCCCUCAACACGUUGACGUCUCAAGAAUUGGACCGCUUGAUGGCAGUGGCCCUACAACUGCAUCGCAAGUUCGGACACCCCUCCAAUCGGCUGCUGAUCAAGAACUUGAGGGCAAGGAAUGCAGACAGCAAGGUCAUUGCAGCGGUGAGUUUGUUGAAGUGUGAUGAAUGUCAAGAAGGAAAGAUCCGACUCCCAGCUCCGGCCGUGAACCUAGAGCGAACGGACAAACUGUGGUCGUGCCUGCAGAUUGAUGGUUUCUCGAUGCGCCUGGGGUGUCAAGUUCACCAUUUUGUGUUAAUGGUCGACGAAGCGUCCGGCUACUCCGUGAUCCGUGAGGCCUUCCGACAUCACGAAGACGAACAUCAAAACCUUUCAGGAGAACAACUGGUGGAUGUCCUAAGGGAAGCCUGGUUCUCCUAUUUUGGAUACCCGGAACGUCUAAAGAUGGAUCUGGAAGGGGCCCACCGAUCUACUGUUCUGUCGGAGGAAUGCAUCACCCACGGCAUCGAGAUCAUUGCAGCUCCUGCAGAACACCACCAGCUGAUAUCCGAAGUGGAGCGAACAAUUGGGCAUGUGAGGCAAAAGAUUGAGGUGUUCCUCAGAGAACAGUCCGUGGACCCGAAGAUCGCGGCCCUCACUAUGGUCAUGACUCACAACUCGCUCGCCCGAGUUCACGGAUUCUCUCCGUUACAAUGGACCCUCGGACGUGACUGGAGUCCGGGACUUCGACUGGUGGAGUCAACUGCGGAUGAGAUCUCCCAGUCCGAGACCAACCCCUUCGGUGCCCACCUAGAAGUGCGAGUAGCUGCCGAAAAAGCAUUUCUUGAACAUCGGGCACAUGAUGUUGCCUCGCGGGCCAAGAAUGCUAAGACUAGGGGGAGCACCCAGUUCCUUCCCGGAGACAUGAUUUACUUUCGACGCUUACAGCAUCCUGCCGACUUACCCGCAAACAGUAUGGUUGACCGCCCCCGUCUUCGUGUCGGUCGAUGGUAUGGUCCAGGCCGAGUCCUUGCUUGUGAGACCAAGGUGGAUGGACAGUUCAGAAGGCCGUCCUUGAUAGUUUGGGCCGUGGCGGGCGGUCGGCUGAAACGCUUUCAUGCUUCUCAGCUUCGACAUGCGUCGGAGGCUGAAAGGCUAGUAGCUGAGUCUACCUCGGCGGUGACUAUGCCCUGGACAAUGACAUCGCUGAGCAAGCUUAUGGCCAAGGGGACCUACGACGAUGAAGUUCGACCAAGGCGAAAACACUGGCCUCGGACCUCUAAGGAGAAACGACAGAAGGCCCGAAAAGGCCUACCUCAACGAGAACCACCAGGACUUCCGGUUCUCCGAGAACCUGUCCCGCGCCAGGAGGACUCCGAUGAGGAAUUGAUUUCAGAUCGGGAGAUGAGAAAACGCGCUCAUCCCGAGCCGAGCGCAACCAUGGGAGGCGAGAACGAGUGGGACCCAGAACGCCUACUCCAAGAUGUCGAGUACCUCCCCGACAGCUUCAACCCGGACUUCAGACAGCAACGUCGCACGCAUGAGCAGGAUGAUCGACCCUGGCAUGUAAGGCGACAGGACAACAUCGCCUACCUCAAUGAGGAAGAUGUCGAGCAGGGGAUCUUCUCGGCGGUGGUGGACAUUCCUGAGGACGAGAAGGCCUGGAAACGCAUCCUCAAGGACCCAGGAAAAUUCAUGUCCAAGAAGGUCCAGAAAGGAGUCGAGGUGGCAUGGAACCGACUCAACGAGGACCAGAAGGCCGCCAUGAAUGUGGCCAAGACUGCUGAGCUGGACUCAUGGAUUGCCAAGAAAGUAGUCAAGGCCGCAUGCCCCUCCAUCAAGCCUGAUCAAGCCUUGAGAAUGAGAUGGGUUUACACGUUCAAAAAUGCUGGAGAGGACCAACCGGGGAAGCUUAAAGCUAAGGCGAGGAUUGUGAUCCUUGGCUUGAGCGACCCCCAGCUGCUGGAGCAAGAUACUUCAUCGCCUUCGUUGUCUCGGUUGUCGAAGAUGCUCCUGUUGAAUGCGGCAACGGCAUACAAGUGGCGGGUGUUAUCCGGUGACGUAAAAACGGCCUUCCUUCAGGCCAAGUCUCCGGAACGACUUCACCCUCUCUACUGCCAGCCCCUUCCUGAGUUGGCCAAGAAAAUGAACCUCAAGGAGCACCAGAUGGUGGAACUGUUGGGAUCAGCCUACGGGCUGACAUCGGCUCCAAGAGAAUGGUACGUCGACCUGACCGGGACCAUCAAACGGAUGAAGAUUGCUCGAUUCGGCUGGACCACAGUCAACAAGUUGGUGAGGGAAAUACACAGCUCUCGCCAUGUAUCCAUCAAGGUUCAAAACCUUGGAGGACCGCCAGAAGAACUGUGCUUCAUCGGGUUUAGCGACGCCGCCCUCGCAAAUCGCCCUGGUGGCGGAUCUACGGGAGGUUUCCUUCUGGGACUGAUACAUCCCCGAGACCUUGAGAAGGGCGAAGGUCGCAUCAAUUUGGUGAGUUGGAGAUCAACGAAGUUGCAGCGUGUGGCUAGAUCCAGUUUAGCUGCGGAAGUCCAAGCCAUGAGCGAGCUCGAACAGGAGACCAUGUACGCAAGACUUACAUGGGCUGAGCUUCUUGGACAUAUCGUAAAUCCCGACCGACCGCGCGAGUGUGUUGUCAAGGUGAACGCCACCCUCAUCGUCGACGCCAAGGCCAUGUACGAUGUCCUGGAGAAAGGCGAGGUCGCUUCAUCGGCUUACUCUUUGAAAGACAAGUACACCGCCCUGGAGUUGCAGAGCCUCUCACAACACAUCACUGAACAAGGGACCAAUGUUCAAUGGUGUGACAGCGACCACCAGGCGGCGGAUGGCAUGACGAAGAGUCAGAAGCAAGACUCAGUACGCAAGUUCGUGAUGACAGGCGUAUGGAAGUUUCGCUUGGAUGGAGCUUUUAUCUCUGCCAAGAAGAGGCGAGCCAUGCACCACGAGUCGUCAAAGACGACAC